ACCUUUAUGCUUUGUUGAAUGUUCUGUUGGCACAUACAUUUCAAAAAUAGAAUUCAAUUGAAAUUUGGAAAAAGAAGCGACGAAACUGACAGAAGAUUAUUGUCUUUCGACAAAUGCACAUGAUUUAUUAAAAAUUUUAUAAACAAUUUUUUUUUAUCUAAAUUUACAAGUGAAUAUAAAAGUUUAAAACAUUAAAAUAAAUAAAAAUCUGUAAAAUACUAAACCCGCGAAUCCUCCUAUCUUAAUUAUUCCUAUUAUCAGACUACAAAAUGUGUUCGCCAUGUGGACCAAUGGUAUGCUACAAAUAUGAAGACUGCGGGCCUCCCAAAGGUAGAUCUAACAAUGCAGAUCCUCAAGCAGAGGAGAGCGGCACGGAAAAAAAGAAUGAGAAAGAGAAUCAACUCAAAAGAACGAAAAGUCGUGAGCUUCGUGGUGGGAUAAUGUAUUACAGUUGCCACUGCAUCAAACGCAAUGGCUUGCAACACGAUUGUAGGCGAACUGGAUGCGGGGGGGAACCAGCGUGUCUAGUUCUGCCUGACCCCUUAUGUGCUCCAAGUCAACUAGCGCGUGCGCGGGGACUUGCAGAUCCUGCUCCGUUAGCAGCACAUUAUCGAGCACAAGCUGGUGGCUCUGGAGCAUCUGCAGAUAGCAGUGGCCCAUCUGGUGGAGGGAAGAGGUUCAUAGUGUGUGAGUUAAAAGGAAUAAUGCCUGAAGCUCAAACUGAAAAGGGAAAUAAAUGCUGUAAGUGUCCACUUAUAUCGAAUGUUAUUCAAUCAAAAGGAAACCCUAGCUACGACAAAGAUAAAUGCUGCUGCAACGCUACUAGUCAGCCUGAUAGCAUAUCGCCCCUUUUUCUUUUUGAUGAAACAACUUUAGCAAGUAUACUCAAUAGAUUUAACGAUAAAGAAGUAGAUUCGGAUGAUGUCGUAAUAGGACCCGGUGGUCGUCCUCGAAAACCACAAAUAAAAGCUCCAAAAGAAGUUUGUAAUCGAUCAGGUUGUGUACAUUGGAAACCACCACCGCCCUGUGUUUGGGAUGCUCCUUGCAAAGCUGACUGUUUUGAGGCACCACCGGGUAUUCAACCUGGACGCAAUCCGCUAACGGGUGGCGGUGGCGGUUCUAAUACAUCUGGUGCUUACAAUACUGGUGAAAAAAUAAAACUCCUUACACUUACCUCAUUAUAAUUACCAGGUUGUUCUGCUUCGAAAGCUGGAGGGACAAUAGCAGAUGAUGAAAAGGAAGCUGCAGCGGGCUUGCC
This is a messenger RNA of Colias croceus (clouded yellow), 1258 nucleotides long. RefSeq lists its product as uncharacterized. The transcript has 3 exons. NCBI's taxonomy places the organism in Eukaryota, Metazoa, Arthropoda, Insecta, Lepidoptera, Pieridae. The record is from RefSeq and is a predicted model, not a curated record. Bases 270 to 1184 code for a protein of 304 amino acids.